Molecule: messenger RNA, 1746 nt
Organism: Aureobasidium melanogenum CBS 110374
Lineage: Eukaryota; Fungi; Ascomycota; Dothideomycetes; Dothideales; Saccotheciaceae
Product: CRAL/TRIO domain-containing protein
Exons: 5
Coding region: 1-1746 (581 amino acids)
Source: RefSeq, a predicted model, not a curated record
AUGUCUGGAGCCGACUUGCAGCGUAUCGAGUCGUACCAAUACCCAGCGACCCAUGUAGGACACUUGAGUGCUGGACAAGAGAAGGCACUGCUGUCUUUCAAAGAGCUAUGUCAGGAGAAGGGAUACUACAACCCAACCGGAGGCCCCAAUGGACAGCCCACCCACGAUGACGAAACAAUGCUGCGGUAUCUGCGUGCUCGCAAGUUUGUUCCAAGCGAAGCAUUUGGUCAAUUCAAGGACACCGAGGACUGGCGCAAGGAGAACCAGCUCGAGAAGCUCUACAACACCAUCGACAUUGGCGAGUACGAGCAGACUCGUGUUUUGUACCCUCAAUGGACUGGUCGUCAAGACCGUCGCGGUAUUCCUGUAUACCUUUUCGAAGUCGCCCACUUGAACAGCAAGGCUGUCUCGGCAUACGAGGCCUCUACUUCGUCUAAGAACCAAUCUGUGCAGUCUAAGAUACCUGCCAAGAUGCUCCGUCUGUUCGCCCUGUACGAGAACCUCACCAACUUUGUGCUGCCUCUCUGUUCGGAAAUGCCCAACCGCCCCUUCCCAGAAACUCCUGUAUCACAAUCAAGCAACAUUGUUGACAUCUCAAACGUUGGAUUGAGACAAUUCUGGAAUCUGAAGAACCACAUGCAAGAUGCCAGUCAGCUGGCCACCGCACACUAUCCAGAGACUUUGGACAGAAUCUUCAUUAUUGGAGCACCUUCAUUCUUCCCUACUGUUUGGAGCUGGGUCAAGAAGUGGUUUGAUCCUAUCACUGUUUCCAAGAUCUUUAUUCUUUCCAAGCAAGAAAUGUACCCAACGCUCUCCAAGUACAUCGAUCCAGAGAACAUUCCUGAGCAGUACGGCGGCAAGUUGAAGUACAAGUUUGGUGAACUACCCAACAUCGACCCAGAUCUACACAAUGUACUCCAAUGGACUUCACCGCACAAGCUCAACGGUCUGGACACAAUCCCUAGCGGACCUAUCAAAUGGGUAACUGAGCCAAACGGCGAUAAGGUUGCGGUCGCAGUAGGCACAGAGAAUGGCAAGCCUCGUGAGCGCAAGGUUGCUGUUGUAAAGUCAUCACAGCAGCCUUCAGCUGCCGCCCCAGCCGCAAGCCAAAAGGCCAGACAAGACGCAUCCAUAUACAGAACCACCAGCGGCAUCGACACACACCCUCCAAGCCCACCUCCUGGCCAGGAAACCAUGCCCCCACCGACUUACGACGGCACUCCUUCAGCAGCAAGCCCAGCCACUACACUCCCCGUGCGCGAACAGCACCAAGUCCCAUCCACACAGACCUCUGAGAACCAGCCCAGCACAAACAGAACAGGCACAACAGGUACGAGCUACAUCGCGCAAGCGCACACGCACGCCCACGGCACCAUGGCCAACGGUACCCCCGACAAGCGCGAAGGCACCUUCGGCGACACCUAUGGCGUAAAUGAACCUAACACGAUCGGACAGGCGCCUAAGGAACACCCUAUGCCCGAGCCUGAAGUGCCGCAACCCUCUUAUGUGGAUCAGGCCAAGCAGGUUGCUGGGCAAGCGUAUACUACUGCUGCUGGCGUUGGAGCAAGCGCAUUGGCUGCCGUAGGCUAUGGCACCAAGGAGGAAAACAAGGAGGCAGCUGAAGAGCAAGCUCCUCAGAAACCAGAGGAUCCGAGAGUGGAUGCCACUGGUGAUAGAAACGUCGAAGAGUAUCUUCGCAGCAAGUACGAGAGCCAAGCUGCUGAGAAGGCACAGGACUUGCAAUAA